Messenger RNA from Mesorhabditis spiculigera, 441 nucleotides. The record is from the annotation of a GenBank genome assembly. NCBI's taxonomy places the organism in Eukaryota, Metazoa, Nematoda, Chromadorea, Rhabditida, Rhabditidae.
AUGAAGCUGAUAGAGCGAAUUUGCCAUCUCGAUUUCCGCUGGCAUCGACACCUGCGCGGUUGGAAUACGAUCGAAGAGCACCUGCCGCUUGAGUCGCCAAAUGCAAAUAAAUCAGUCGAAGAUCAUCAGGCUCAAAACGCCGCCUUCCACGCGAGCACUCACGAUAGGCGCCAAAAACCCAACACUAGCAACAGCCCGACAGCAAAUCAGCUGCUUCGCAUCUGUAUAACUCCCAGCUACAUCUCGAUCCGCAACCAACAGGCGCUCGCCAGUUCACCGCCAGCGAGAGGUCGCAUUUAUCGCCAGAGCACACAAAUUACAUUCACGCACAGUCAGCAUUUCGCCACUUGGCGCAUUGACUGGUGGCACCGCCUGAGUCAUGCCGAAUGUCCGCUGAUCCUGAACUGGCCAACGCCUGGCGCACCGAAGAUGUCCUCUUUC